Molecule: messenger RNA, 2795 nt
Organism: Calidris pugnax (ruff)
Lineage: Eukaryota; Metazoa; Chordata; Aves; Charadriiformes; Scolopacidae
Gene: SPDL1
Product: spindle apparatus coiled-coil protein 1
Exons: 11
Coding region: 521-2092 (523 amino acids)
Biological process (GO): establishment of mitotic spindle orientation; mitotic metaphase chromosome alignment; mitotic spindle assembly checkpoint signaling
Cellular component (GO): outer kinetochore; spindle pole
Molecular function (GO): kinetochore binding
Source: RefSeq, a predicted model, not a curated record
GCUCAAGGGCGGCCUCGGGUAGCGGGGCCGAAGGGUUUGGGGAGGGCGGAGGAGAGCCCCGGUCUCUUUUCUCUCUUUUCCUGUGGUUGUAUAUGCGACUGGUGGCUGUUGGGCCCCUCCCCUGGCCGGGGUCGCGCUGCCAAUGGGGUCCCGUUGCCUCAAGUGGGAAAGGCCUUUCUCUCUUCUCUGGCCCCGGGAGGCCCUGUCUCUAGGGAGGGAGAGAGGGGGGAAACCUCUCCUCCUCUGCCCUUUUUGCACUUUUUAACGUGGGUAGGGGGCCUUUCCCGGCUGUAAGUCACUGCCUGAGUGUGUACCGUGUGGACGGGGUUACUUUUAAGAGCCGUGUGCUGGGGUGAGUCGUUUGCUUGUGUCGGUUUGAAGAGGCGUGUGACCAUUGGGAAUAGCAGUUUAACUAGAACAACAGUUAUCAAACAGAAGAAAGAAAGUUUGCAGGCCAGGUGGGGUACAAGAAUAAGGUCAAGAAAAACUUAAAUGGACUUCUGAAGCAGAAGGAAGAAAAAUGGAGGCAGAGACCAUUUUAAAUCUUAGAAACCAACUCAAGGAAGCAGAGAACGAGCGAAGAAAGGCAGCACAAUAUGGCUUGCAUUUACUGGAGUCCCAAAGUGAAGUUCAAAAUCAGCUGGAUCAAGCACGCCAUGAGCUGACUGAGAAGACUGAGAAAUUUGAACAAGAAAAAUACACUCUUCAGAGAGAAAUUGAACUCAAGAAUCGAAUGUUGGAAAACCUCAGUUUUGAAUAUGAUUCCCUUAAGCAACAGCAAAACGUGCAACUGGAUAAACAGAAAGAACAGCUUGCCAGAUUCUAUGGACAAGAAAUCGGUGACCUUAAAAACAAGUUGGAGGACCUGAAAGCAGAACUAGAUGAAACCCGACUCUCAGAGAAGCAGUUGAGACACAAAGUGGAUCAUCAGAAGGAAAUAAUUGCUGCCAAAUCAGAAGAGCUACGAAUGAUGUCUGAACGUGUACAUGAGACCAUGUCUUCAGAAAUGCUCAAUCUACAGAUAGAACUCACUGAACUAGAAAGUGUGAAGGCCAAUGUUGAAGAAAAGCUGAAUGAACUGCAGUAUGGUAAAGAACAAUUAGAACUCAUAAAUUGUAACUUACGUAAUCAGCUGGAGCGUCUACAGAGAGAAAAAGAAGAAAGGGAAAAAGAAGUUGUUUCUUACUGUAAUGCAUUAGAGAAAGCUCGUGAAGCUAAUCAAGAGCUUCAGGUUCAGCUGGAUCAUGCAGUGCAGCAAUCUUUGGACCCUACAAGUAAAGGCAAUUCUCUCUUUGCUGAGGUGGAGGACCGUAGGGCAGAAAUGGAACGACAGCUGAUCAGUGUGAAAAUAAAAUAUCAGUCACUACAAAACCAGCAUGCAUUCACUAGAGAACAAUUGCACAGAAUGAAGGAAAUUGAAACCUUGAAAAAUGAACUAUCCUUGCAGAGGAUGAAAGCUCUGCACGAGAGCCAAAGGGCUCUGGAAGUGGAAAGGAAACUCUUCACAAAUGAGAGACAUUUGCAAACUUGUCAGAGUGAGAAUAUGAACUUGCGAGUUACGCUGGAUGAGCUAAAAAUGAAAUACGAACCUGAAGAAUUACUUAAAGGCACAAAAAUUAAAAAGAAGAAGGAGAAGAUUCCAGUGGAUGCUACUUGUGAAUACCUGGACAGUAAAAAUACUUCAGUAAAAGAAGAUGCUCUCACUGAAUUGCCAAGUAAGGAAGAAACUAAGAUGACUUCCAGGGACUUGGAGCAAAGUGGUACUUCUCCAAAAAAGCAAGCUCUUGAAGCACCGCCAAUGAACAUAGGUCUUCAAGCAAUGCAGAAAGUCAUUGAACCUGUAAGAGAAAGAAAGAGAGUUAAGAUUAAAGAUGAGAAUCAUGAUGCCUUUACUUCGUGUAGCAGAAGUGGAAAUAGUUCCUUAACUUCAGCUGCCUCCAGGUUAACAGCUGAAUCCAGCUUUGAAACUACGGAUAACGAAGAGAAGAAAGAAAAUAAAAUCAUGACUGAGAAGAAAACAGAAAAGAAAAAAUAUACAACAUUAUAUGUAUCUUCUAAGCCAACUCCUGAAACACAAUGUGCUCAGCAAUAGAACUUGUAUUUUUUCCUGGAAGGAACCUGAACAAUUUGCAGUCCUGUUUCAGCAGGAAAUACUGAGUUAUGUGCAGGUUCCUGACUUAGAUAUUGUUCUGCCUUGUUGAAUGAAGAGUAUGAUCACAUUAAUGAGAUUUGCACUCUUGAUCAGUUCCCAGAGAGCACGUGUAAGGUUCCUUGGCAACAUCAAGUGCUGCCUUGUCUUGAAUCUGGGUGAAGUCUCUUAACAGAUGUUAAUCACUAUUAGUUUGAAGCACAGAGCUAUUGAGAAAGGAGUGCUUGCUAUGGAAGUUUUAUUAUGCGGUAAGUCAGGAGUCACCCCUGAGCAAGACAGACAGUGUUGAUGUGGGACUCAGCUGAGUCGUGUGCUCCUGAAUUUCUUCCAGUUGCUGGAUUUGGAAUUCCUAACAUUUGUCCCUCUACUGUGUAGCUGUUCACUUUUCAGACUGACCUCAUUGCAAAGGCACAUCUGAAUCUUUCAAUGUGUUUUGUGGAUAGUAUUCCUUUAAAACUUUGUAAGUUCUUGUAUUUAUGCUAAUAGUUAAAAUAAACCUUUCUCUUCUGUUCUAAAAUAUAGUCUAUAUUGCAUUUGAGUCAAAACAUUUAUCUAAAGCUGUCAGUUUUUGAGACGAUGUAUUUUGUACAAAGGAUUUUGUUUUUCUAAAAAAAAUUACCACUCAAUAAAAGCUAAGAAAGUGUUA